This is a messenger RNA of Leptosia nina, 309 nucleotides long. NCBI's taxonomy places the organism in Eukaryota, Metazoa, Arthropoda, Insecta, Lepidoptera, Pieridae. The record is from the annotation of a GenBank genome assembly.
AUGCGUGUAACACUGUUCGUCGUCGCGUCACUCGCGCUGCUAGCGGCCUGCGCAUGCGCACCGAACGGAGAUGUGAUCCAGCACAUUCCAAAACACGAAGCAACACAAUCAAAUACAAAAGAUGGUGCAGUGUCUGGUGCUGUGGACGCAGGUGUUGGAUCUAAGCCGGUGGAAGUCUCAAGAGAACGUAGAGAUAUAGGGGACCAAGAGAGUCACUUGAUACCAUCAGAUAAUGAAGUCUCUGACUUUGGAGAGAGCUCGCUAGACGGCCGUGGGCGUAUUAAGAUCCUUCCUGCUUUCCUUGGCUAA